Megalops cyprinoides (Indo-Pacific tarpon) is the source of this 2067-nucleotide messenger RNA. RefSeq names its product cytochrome P450 3A30-like. The coding region runs from base 30 to 1547 and encodes 505 amino acids. Gene Ontology annotation, molecular function: iron ion binding; heme binding; steroid hydroxylase activity. The transcript has 13 exons. The record is from RefSeq and is a predicted model, not a curated record. Lineage: Eukaryota; Metazoa; Chordata; Actinopteri; Elopiformes; Megalopidae.
CUGACCUGAUCCGGAUUGAGGAUAGCACUAUGAGUUAUCUUCCUUGUUUUUCUGCAGAGACUUGGACUCUGUUAGUGACAUUUCUCUGCCUGUUAAUUGCGUAUGGAUACUGGCCGUAUGGGUUUUUUAGGAAACUUGGAAUUUCUGGUCCGAAGCCUUCACCAUUCUUUGGAACAUUUUAUCUAUAUGCGAAGGGUUUAACUCAAGCAGAUAUCGAGUGCUUCAGGAAAUAUGGCAGAAUUUGGGGGAUUUAUGAAGGCAGACAGCCCGUUGUGUGCACAAUGGAGACAGGAAUAAUCAGAACAGUUCUGGUCAAGGGAUUUUACCCUUACUUCACCAACAGAAGGGACUUCCGUUUCAGUGGCCCGCUCAAUGACUCCCUCAACAACGCCCGAGAUGAAAGCUGGAGGCGGAUACGCACCAGUCUCUCCCCCUCGUUUUCGAGCGGCCGAAUUAAAGAGAUGUUUCCCCGAAUGAAGCAACAGGCUGAUAAAUUAGUGCGGUGUCUUCAAAAGACUACGAACAGUGGUGAAGCUGUGGACAUCAGAGAAUUCUUUUCUGCUUACGGUGUGGAUGUUCUUGGGAGUACUAUUUUAAGUGUUGACACAGAUUCUUUCAACAACCCCAAUGACCCUGUUGUCAUGAAAUUAAAGAAGAUUGACUUUGACUUUAGUAAUCCAGGUUUUAUUUUGUCAGCUCUUUUUCCUUUUUUGAAUCCACUGCUGGAGAAAGCGAAUCUUUGUAUUUUUCCACUCGUUGAAGUCAGAUUCAUUUAUAACUUUCUCGACAAAGUAAUUCUGGAUCGUGAGAAAAAUGUACACAUGAAACAGAUGGAUUUUCUCCAACAGAUGAUUGAUUCGCAAUUGCCAGAAACCAAAGUUGGCACAAACGAAAACAAGAAAGGUAUGACACGUAGGGAGAUCCUGUCUCAGGCCGUGAUAUCAUGGUUGACCGGUCAUGACAUCAUGAGCAAAACUCUGGCAUUCCUGUCAUACAACCUGGCCACCAACCCUGACGCUAUGAAAAAACUGCAGGAUGAGAUUGAUCAGGUGUUUGCAAACAAGGCCCCGGUCACAUACACGGAGCUAAUGCAAAUGGAGUACCUGGAUAUGGUAUUGAAUGAGUCUCUAAGGAUGUACCCCAUCGCUCUUCGAAUUGAAAGGCUCUGCUCAGAGACCAUUGUUAUCGGUGGUAUCACCAUACCUAAAGGAACACUGGUCAUGAUUCCAGUAUAUGCCCUGCAUCAUGACCCUGACCUUUGGCCAGAGCCGGAAUGCUUCCGUCCUGAAAGGUUUGGAAAGGAAAACAAGCACAGCCUUGACCCCUAUGCUUUCCUGCCAUUCGGAGCAGGACCAAGGAAUUGCAUAGCAAUGAGGUUUGUCACUGUCCUCAUGAAACUUGCUGUGGUACAGGUGCUUCAGAACUUCAGCUUUGCCAUGUGUGAGGAGACAGAGAUACCUCUUCAGCUCAUCUCAAUACCAUUGCUUGGAACUAAAAACCCCAUAAAACUGAAGGUUGUCCCGCGUUUUCCUGUGAUGGAGGAAUAAGUCACAGCUCAACUACAGCCCAACUGCUCUUCUUGCCUACUUUCAUUCACUGACAUGUGAAGAAAUUACACAAUUAUGUAGUCAUUUGAAGUAAGAUUUUUUUUUAGGUAAUGGCUAAUCAAUUUCUGCGUCUGUCUUCCAAUGGUGAUUAUAAUCUUAAAGCUCAUACUUUGUGAAUCGAUUAGUUUUGCUCUAGUUUUUCUAAUUUGUCUUACUUUGUUCCCGCGGUCAGUAGUGUGUCCAAUGGCUCAUGGCUGCCUGCAGACUCAUCUCUCCACUGUAAUGUCCAGAGCUUGUAGGGUAGAGUUAAGGAGCAAGGCUUGGAUCACUAAAGAAGCUGGUUUGAUUAGCCAACAGGGCAGUGCUGUUCUGCUAUGCUCUGAAGUACAUUUGCUAUAAAGUAGAUAUCCUGAGUUGCUUUAGUAGGAGCAACUAUCCAGCCGUAUAAGUGGAUGACGUGAAAGUUGUAAGCCAUGUAGGUUUCUCUGGAUAAGAAUAACUGAUAUGUGUAUGAAAUGUA